Thunnus maccoyii (southern bluefin tuna) is the source of this 1900-nucleotide messenger RNA. It is a transcript of the gene lrrc75bb, whose product is annotated as leucine rich repeat containing 75Bb. The transcript has 4 exons. Bases 246 to 1394 code for a protein of 382 amino acids. NCBI's taxonomy places the organism in Eukaryota, Metazoa, Chordata, Actinopteri, Scombriformes, Scombridae. The record is from RefSeq and is a predicted model, not a curated record.
GCAUGGACUCAUGCAAGCAGGGGACGACAGCGAGACAUGGGCGCAAAUAUAUAUAUAUAUAUACCAGUCAUGCUUUUCAGUUCUGAGUAGCCUGGAAACUUUUAAACAGCAUUUUCCUGAUUGUAGAUGUAUUUCUGCACAUCUCGCUGCAAGUUAAGUGUGAUGUUUUGGCUGCAUGUUGUAAAAUCCCUCUCACCACCACCACCACCACCAACACUAUCACCGACACCGUCCUCCCAGGAGUGAUGGGCUCUAAGUUGACCAGGCAGAGAAGUCUCGAUUUUGACAGCAAAUUGUCCAAGAGGAGACGCCAGAGAAAUGACAUGCCCGCAGAGAGCGAGAGAAGUAGCGGCAGAGGCGGUCGAGACUUCUUGUUUACCUCCUUGAUGCUCAAGUCCGACAAGCUUCCAGGGAUGCUGCGGAAAAACAACCCCAGCCCAUAUGUCAGGCGGGUGGCUUGGAUCAGGGAAAUCCAGAGGCUUCUCCGAGAGCAGAGGAUGGAGCAAGCAGCUGAAGUGCUCAAACUGCUGAGAAAGGAUUUGGGUCUCCAGGGAACGUCCCUCAAUGACAUUUUGUACAAGAACGCUGCUUUUCUCAACCUGGUGGACCCCAUUUCACAUGAGCUGCUGCUCAGUCUGGCCCGCGACCUGCAGUGUCCAAAAAGGGAGACUGACUCCCUCAAGUCCACCAACAAGAUCUGUCGCCAGCUCAUUUACCACCUGACCCCUCACUCCAAGUGGACGAGACAGAGCGUGCCCAGGAGGAAGUCUCAGGCCUGUCUGAAGACCACCCUGAAGAAGAAACUGUCUGGUGAUGUGGUCAACCUGUCAGGCAUCCCACUGUCUGGCCGAGACGUCCACCGUGUGGCCUUCUACCUCCAGAGCAGCAGUGACGCAGUGUCUGCUGUGGACCUGAGCUUCACCGAGCUGCAGGACGAGAGCCUGAGGCUGCUGCUGCCGUUCCUCGGCUGCCUGCCGAAACUGACCAUACUUGCCAUCAAUGGCAACCGUCUGACAGUGGCCAUCCUGAAAGACCUGACAGAUGCGGUGAAAGAUCCCAAGAAGUUCUCCAGCCUGGCCUGGAUCGACCUUGGCAACAAUGUUGAUAUCUUCACCGUGCCGCAGCCACUGCUUGUGGCGCUGCGGCGCCGCUUCGGUUUGCGCAGCAGCCUGCCCACCAUUUAUGAGUACAGUGAGGCACAGGCGUUAAGGGGCUACAACCCAAACAUGGAGACCUCUGUGGAGGAGCCCAGUCUGUAUGAGGAGGGAGAUGGAGAAGAUGAUGAUAGAGAGGAGGAGGAGGAGGAGGAGGAGGACAGGCUGGAGCUUCAAGCCUGGGGCUUUGGAGAAAAAAAUGUGUCAAAAAAUGUGCCGCUGCACUUCUGUGGGAGGUGAUCGCCCCAAGCUGGCAGCCCCUUAUAUCCCCCUGUAUCAGUGCUCACCUCGCCCUUAGUCUAGCCUCCUGUGUUAGCAAGUGUCAUUGUGGCAGAAGAUGCUUACAGUGAACCACACAUUUCUGAAAAUAACUUUAAAUGUUACUGUGUUGUGGGUCCCUCUGGAUGCUCUGACUACAGAAACUCAGACGGCUCUGUGGUUGUACAGACAGUAAGACUUUAUUUAUGGAUUGAUGUAAGCUCAAUUUAUGCGGGGGAACUGAAUACGCUUGCUGUUUUCCAGUGCUUCAUGUUCUUGAAGUUUUGUGCUCUCACAUACUGGCCACUGGAGCAGUUGGGGGUUGAGUGCCUUGCACAAGGGCACCUUGACAGUAGCUGGUGGGGGGGGGGGGAGUCAGUUCUAAUUCACAUUCCCCAAGCACAUUUACCCAGCUUGGCCAGAGAUUUGCUCCAUUUCUAUGAAAAGCUUGAGUAAGUCAAAGUUAAUAAAUAUCCUACUUAAAAAGU